Rhododendron vialii is the source of this 2938-nucleotide messenger RNA. RefSeq names its product bifunctional D-cysteine desulfhydrase/1-aminocyclopropane-1-carboxylate deaminase, mitochondrial. The transcript has 10 exons. Gene Ontology annotation, molecular function: D-cysteine desulfhydrase activity. Bases 38 to 1219 code for a protein of 393 amino acids. The record is from RefSeq and is a predicted model, not a curated record. Lineage: Eukaryota; Viridiplantae; Streptophyta; Magnoliopsida; Ericales; Ericaceae.
GUUUUUGCAACCGACGAGAAAGUCGAGAGAAAACGAAAUGUUGAAGUGCAGCCUUUGGUGGGGUGGCAUUGGCAAGGUGUUCCCCUACGCCAACGCCAGGCCGGCAAUAACCGUCCCUCCGAAUCGGAUCAGUGGGGCUUUGAAAAAUUUCUCGAUCAGUAGAGCUUUGAAGUUGAAUCCAACCCAAAAACAACAACAAACCGUCUUCCUCUUCGCUUGUCGGAGAAAUUGUUCAGUUACUGCAAUGGAAGAAGAGGCAUCAACCAAACACCACAACUCCUCCUCCCUCUACGGUUUUCUCUCCAAGAAGCCGUACGAUCCCCCCUCAUGGGCCUCCCAUCUCAACCCUAUUCCCUCUCACAUCUUCUCCCUCGGACACGUUCCUACUCCGAUUCACAAAUGGAACCUUCCCAAUUUGCCCAACAACACCGAAGUUUGGUUGAAGCGUGAUGACCUUUCAGGGAUGCAAUUGAGUGGUAACAAGGUCAGGAAACUGGAAUUCUUGCUUGCAGAAGCUGUGGCUCAGGGGGCAGACUGUAUUAUUACAAUUGGAGGCAUCCAAAGCAAUCAUGCCCGGGCAACUGCUGUAGCUGCUAAAUACUUGGAUCUAGAUUGUUACCUAAUAUUACGCACCUCAAAGGUUCUUGUGGACAAAGAUCCUGGAUUGACAGGCAAUCUCUUAGUUGAGCGUUUGGUUGGGGCCCAUAUUGAUCUCGUUUCGAAAGAAGAAUAUGCAAAAACUGGUAGCUUGGCUCUUACAAAUUUGCUGAAAGAAAAGUUGAUAAGCGAAAGGAGAAAACCAUAUGUCAUCCCUGUUGGUGGAUCAAAUUCCCUUGGAACCUGGGGAUACAUUGAAGCAGUUAGGGAAAUUGAGCAGCAGCUCCAGACUGGGAAUGGCAAAGCAGAGUUUGAUGACAUUGUUGUAGCGUGUGGCAGUGGGGGUACAACUGCUGGUUUGGCAAUUGGAUCAUGGCUGAGUGAAUUGAAGGCAAAAGUUCAUGCAUUUUCUGUAUGUGAUGACCCUGAUUACUUCUAUGAGUAUGUUCAAGGCCUACUUGAUGGACUCCAGGCAGGUGUUAGCUCGCGCAAUAUAGUGGACAUUAAAAAUGCAAAAGGUCUCGGUUAUGCAAUGAACACCCCUGAGGAACUUAAAUUUGUCAAGGAAGUCGCUCAGACAACUGGGGUUGUUCUUGACCCUGUUUACAGAAUUCAGGGUUAGCAUAGAGAUGAUCAUCUGACAUGGAGAGGGUUUAAGGAGGAAAUUGAUCCACAUGAUCUUAAAUGUUUCAUACCAGAUAUUUUAGACAAAUCCGGAGCACACAUUGCUUAAGAGAGGAUCACGCCAUCGGAAGGUACCACUCAAUAUCAAGAAAGUAGUGAUGAUUACCUUAAUCCUUAGGAGCAAAUGCAGAACCCAAGGAGGUAACAAUGCUGUCAAUAAGAUUGGAAUUGCUUCCUGUGACAGGAAGAUCAUCCACAUGUACUAAAAUCUUCACUAGAUCAGAGCUCUUUUUAAGCAUGGAAAGGGAAGAAUCUGCAAGACUAUUUGAUGUAGCGCAGCCUCCUUUUACGAAACUAUUUGCAAGAAGAGAUCACGAACUUGCUUAUGUUAAAGAUUCUCUCUUUGAAACAUAAACACAAAUAGAUAUGAACUAGAGGUACUCCCUCUUCGAACACACGAUAAUGAGAAAACUCUCAAUUUUCAUUAAUUCAAUAAACAACUCCCUCAAUCCUAAGGCUUACAACUUAAUUUAUAAUAAACUAGAACUACUAAAAAGGAAAUCUAAAUAAGGGAAAACUAAAUCUACGUCUUAGAGAGCAAGAAAACAAUAAAGAGGAAAUAGAAUCAACCUAAUUAAGAAAACCCAAUAUCCUAGGCAAUUUAUGCUAAAACGGAAAGAUUCCUAGUAAAAUACUAAUUGCAAAAUAAUAAACUAAAAUUCCUAUAUUUCUUAAAAAAUUAAAAUAUCGGCCUGCAUCAUUCUCCCCGUCUUGAAGAAACUCGUCCUCGAGUUUAUAAAGUUGGAUUCAUCGUAAUUUGUCCGCAUCAAUCUUGUACCUCAAAUUAAUUUUUUCAAACUUGGCUUCAAAUAAAAAAUCUUGAUCAUUAAUGAAAGGGACAAUUUGCUGUUUUAAAAACGAAAUCCACAACCUCCUACUUCCUUUGUCUUCAAUAAAUUUCUAAAAAGGAUCUAAAAAUUCAAUUUUCAACGCCAACAUCGUAACAACUUUUUUUUGCAAUAUUUUGUUAUUUUCUCCAUUUGUAAUUUUCUCCACCGGUUCUUCAUAAAAAACUGGCGGUUUACUCCAAUCCACUACUGGAUCUGGAAUAAUAUUUGCUAUUAAUGGUCACUCAAUAGUAGCUUCAUUCACCAUUGUCCUCCCCCUCGUCUGAUGAUUAUUAGCCAAAGGUUUGGUGAUAGAAACAUCAUCAGACACCUCCUCCUCUUUCGGAAACCAAGGUUGAACUGGACGAUGGCGAGGUGGGAUUGCAACUUCAAAAGCCUCCAUGCAUUGGGUAAGCAACCCAAUCGCCGCCAAGACUUGCUGCAACCUUUCCUCCAUUCGAGCAUCUCGAGCAACCUCAUCUCGCUUAUAGACUUCAUCAACACUAGUUGUAUGACCUCCUCUUCCACCUCGACCUCCAGCACGUCCUCCGGCCAUAGUCAGGAUUGGAACGAGAGCUCUGAUAUCAACUGAUGCAGCGCAGCCUCCUUUUACGAAACUAUUUGCAAGAAGAGAUCACGAACUUGCUUAUAUUAAAGAUUCUCUCUUUGAAACAUAAACACAAAUGGGUAUGAACUAGAGGUACUCCCUCUUUGAACACACGAUAAUGAGAAAACUCUCAAUUUUUCUUUAAUUCAAUAACAACUCCCUCAGUCCUAAGGCUUACAACCAAUGUUCUAAAAGGCGGAAUUAAUCGUCGAUUAAUCGGAAA